Amoebophrya sp. A25 is the source of this 3465-nucleotide messenger RNA. The record is from the annotation of a GenBank genome assembly. Lineage: Eukaryota; Dinophyceae; Syndiniales; Amoebophryaceae.
CCGACAUCGAGUAUCAUUCAGUCAAUCGAAAUGAAGAUAUGCUCAUUAGUGACCAAGCUGCGUUACAUCUAGUUUCGGAUCGAAUUUUCUUCAGUAAGAGGACCAAGGUCUUCCCUAAUUUCGUUCGUGAGCACCAGCUUCUGGUUGAGUGAAGAACAUCAAAAUGGUGCUGUGUGAAGUCAACGAGUGGCUGCCUGAGGCCCUCCUUUUGAUUUGGGUCGUGACUACGUUGAUGGCCGCAAUCGCGAUCGUCGGAAGCUCUGGCCUGACGUUUCAUUUUCUCUACACAACAGCGACGUACGGGAAAUGGCAGCACAAGUCUAGCGGAGUUUACCCCAGUGCUGGGUAUGUGCGGAAGGAGAUCUUGCAGACUCUGAAAGGCCUAGUUUUCGCGUGUUUUUUUCCGGCAUUGAGCGUCUACCGCCGGGCAUCUAUGCAGGGCUACUGCAUCGACCACGGAAUAACAGGGGAAGCACCAGCAAGUAGUAGAGAUUUGAUGCCCUCGACGAACCCUGAAAGCCUAGUCCAAAAACUUGGCGCCGCGUCCUCUGCUCGAGAACCCGACCUCUUCGAGUCGUGGGGAAUCGGCUUAGAUCGCGAAACGAGCUGGCUUCGGGUCGGCUUGGAGUGGUUGAUCAUCGUGCUGGUCACGGACUUUGUCGAGUUUUUUUACCAUUGGUGUGGCCACUACUUCGACCACGGAUGGGCCGUACACCGGCAUCAUCAUGUUUUCUCCAAUUUACGGCUAUUGAUCGGGCGGCUGAUGUUGGUGCUUGUAGUUGCAAAAAAAUGCUCAACGAUCCAAUAGUAGUACCUUGUCAUUAUAGUCGUACUGUAAAUUGUCUCGAUUCGCCUUAGACUUCCAGAACCAACUCCCGUGUGCUACCGUAUCUGAGUAUGAUCUUCGAAGCCGAUGGGCGACGACAUUAUCACAUGAUCAAUGGAAGACAGGGAACAAAUUUAGACCUUCUAAGUCUUCCGACACCUUGGGCAGUGAUCGCCGAUGAACCGAUGGAUAAUAUCGUUCGUGCGAGUCCGCUCUUUUGGCUUCCGUACUUUCUGCCAUUGAAUUUGAACACCUUGUUUCUCACCUUUGGGAUCUUCUUCUACUUCUAUGGCGUGUACCUCCAUUGUGGCUAUGAAGCAGAUUGGAUCAUUCCGAGCGAUCACUUUUUUGUGAACACAUCCUUCCAGCACUACGUCCAUCACGCGAAGGGUACUUCUUAUCAGCAUCUUGCAGUUCUGUCUCCUCUACUAAUAAAUGGUGCGUAUAAACAAGAAGAUCAAACGCAAACCGAAGCCUAGCCCUAAGCCAAAUAGGAUUCAGCAAUUUCGUUAAACAUUUGUGAAUGUCGUCAUGGAUUUGGAUGGAAGGAUAUCAUCAACAUUUUUGUCUAUGACUACUCAUUAUUCAAAACGUCCUCGUUACGGUUUUUUACGUUAAUCAUGAGCAAAGGUACUCGCUCGAAGCCUAUCCAUUGUGGCUUUUUCAUAAAGUUGUGGGACCAACUGUGGGGUACGGAGUACAAAGGCGUUGAAUGCUUUGCGCGCACGGAGCGGGCGAAAGGAAAGCGAACACUCGCAAAAUGGGAGUCUGAUGUGCUUCAAGCGUUCCCGAAUUACGACCUUCUACUUGAUUGGCGCUUCUUCUGGUACGGUGAGAAGCAUUCGAUGUUUCAGAAUCGUUUGUUCGUCGACAAGCGACCUAGCGUUCCAACUGUGACAUCUUGUUCCGGUUCCACACCAGCGAGAAGUUGCACAUCUAGUUGUAACUUUGAGCAGAACAUCAACCGAAAUAUUUUUACCACAGCCGAUGUACGAGCAGAAAAAGUAGAUGCACCUACUUCUACGGCCAUGGAAGUCAGUGCUGAUGCUGUCGAGACUGCUGCGAAGUUGGAGAGAAGGAUCGAAUAUGAGGAGAAGAAUGCUGCUGUGCGAACGACUCUCAUCACCGCUCAGCAGAGCGAGAUGGUUGGCAUUGCUCCUAGUACAACCAGGGCGAAUGGUGCGCUUUCACCUACUUCAUCUUCCUCGGUAAAGUUGAAGUAUCGGGUACCAGCAAAAAAGGAAAGGACGAGGGACAUUGACGAGGAUUCGACGAGUAGCGACGGUGCCGAUGCAGUUUCAGACUCUUCUUCUGCUAGGGACGAUUAGAAUCACGGUUGUAAAUAAUUUUCAACUUUCAUCAUCAACAAGAUCGUGAAAGUCAAUUGCUUACACUCUUUGGAUGAAAGUGCUUCAUUUAGAUCCUGAUGACUUUCGAUUGAUAUUACGUAAAUAUACUUGUUGUUCUACCACCAGCACCACCAGUUGUUCCAGCAGUGCGUUACGAGUACGCAUUUUCGUCGCUUGAAUUGUGGUAAUUCAUUGUCUUAGUUCUGGCCGUGUGGCUGCGGUAAUAUAAAUCAAACGCCUGGUAGUUGUAUAUGAAGAAGACAGAGAAGUAGUCCAAUUUCAGUUCAGCGGUCGUAGUAGCGAUAUUGGUAGUGGUACUAGUAUGUGUUGUAGUUUUUCAGUCUAGAUACCUAUGUAUAAGAUAGAUACACUACCAGUUUCCAGAUAGUCCUUCUAUCAACUUCACUGGGGAAUAAAAAGUCCAUGUCAUGAUAUUUUUUGCGAUCCUUGCUUCUAUCUCGAACUGAGAAAUAGAGAAAUGAAAAGCUCACUCCUGUUUGUAAAUGCGCUGGCUCCUUUGGCUAGUGCUGCUGUGCAGUUCUCACGCAAAAAAUAGUGACUUCCUCCAUGAUUAUUGAUUUGUAAACACUUAUGAACUCCUUACGGUCAUCAGGAAAGUUGGCAACAGGGACACGUGCAUGCUUUCCUUACGAGGAUAGUCCAGCACUCAAUUUUCCAUCUUCCAACCAUAUAAUUAUAGAGAAAGUGAAAGUAAACUCGCUGUAGUUCAUCAUUCUACCGUUGAAUAGUUUCGCUGUGUCAUUUUUGCAGUCCCCUCUUGCGUGUCUGAACACAAGCUUGGGUGAGUCUUUUUAGUCAAACGUAUGAAAACGCUGGUUAUUGUUGACAAAAACAAUUAUGUAUGACAUGAGAACAAAAGCGAAAAAGCAGCUUUUAGGUAGGAACUAUGAAUACAAUCUUCACUCUGAGUCUCAACAGCUAGCUUUUGUCCAGCAACACGUUCAGCUUCAGCGUCCACCUUGAGCGUUGUCAACACGCAGGCGCAGAUGGUUUGACAACCAUUUUCUAGAAGAAGCAAAGGAUCGGUUUCCGGUCAUUUAUACUGGGUUUCUGUUUUUUUUUUUUAUUUUUCAAACAAUGAAUUGCUUCAUCUCUUGACGACAGCGCAUCGCGGUCGCUCAGAUCCUUGUCCUCUCUAUGAGCGCAAAGGUGCAAUCGCAUGAGCACUGUUGGGAAAUGUUUACCGUAUCCAGGACGCCGCCAAGGCAACAUUUUUUCAUGAGAACGAGGAGCGACAGACUGAGGAGCAGUAUGAUUAUUUGUGAACAC